Molecule: messenger RNA, 1233 nt
Organism: Plasmodium relictum
Lineage: Eukaryota; Apicomplexa; Aconoidasida; Haemosporida; Plasmodiidae
Gene: NT1
Product: nucleoside transporter 1, putative
Exons: 1
Coding region: 1-1233 (410 amino acids)
Biological process (GO): nucleoside transmembrane transport
Cellular component (GO): plasma membrane
Molecular function (GO): nucleoside transmembrane transporter activity
Source: RefSeq, a predicted model, not a curated record
AUGAGUGUAAACAGGGACUUAUCAAAAGUUAGUAGCGAUAUUGAAAUGAAAGAAGUAUAUAUGGAUGAUCAUAGAAAAGAGCUAAAAGCUACUAAUAAAAAAAAGCAUUAUUUGAAUAUAUUAACCUUCAUAUUAAUUGGUCUGAGUUCAUUAAAUGUAUGGAACACAGCCUUGGGAUUAAAUAUUAAUUUAAAAUAUAAUGCUUUUCAAAUGACAGGUUUAGUAUGUUCUUCUAUAGUAGCACUGUUCAUUGAUAUACCCAAAAAGUUCUUGCCAUAUUUUUUAGGAGCAUUAGCUAUAUUAUCAGCUGGUUUUCAAAUAUCACACCAAUUUUUAAGUGAAUCCCAAUUUAGUAUAUAUUGUUUGAUUACUUUUAUAAUCAUAGGAAUAAUGGCAGGGUUAGCACAAACGAUUGCUUUUAACAUUGGAUCAACUAUGAAAGAAAACAUGGGUGGGUACAUGUCGGCAGGAAUAGGUAUAUCAGGAGUCUUUAUUUUUGUGAUAAAUUUACUGCUUGAUCAGUUUGUAUCAACAGAAAAAAAAUAUGGAAUAAAUAGAGAAAAGUUAUUAUAUUUAUAUUUUAUUUGUGAAAUAUGUUUAAUCCUUGCAAUUAUACUUUGUGUUUUUAAUUUAGAAUUAACAAAAAUAAAAGUAAAAAAAGAUGAUGACAGUAUCUCUGAAAGAAGUUUAUCAUAUAUGGAAUUAUUCAAAGAUAGCUAUAAAGCUAUUAUAACUAUUUUCUUUGUAAAUUGGCUAACUUUACAAUUAUUUCCGGGAGUUGGUCAUAAAAAAUGGCAAGAAAGCCAUGACAUUUCUGAUAAUAAUGUUACUAUUAUAGUUGGAAUGUUUCAAGUAUUUGAUUUUAUUAGUAGAUAUCCACCUAACCUAUCUCACAUGAAAUAUAUGAAAUUUUUUACUUUUUCAUUAAAUAAAUUAUUAAUAGCUAAUAUUCUUCGUGUUAUAUUUGUACCUUGGUUUAUUUUAAAUGCUGCAGUUGAUAACUCUUUUUUUUCUAACACUGCUCAACAAUGUUUGUGUAUGGCCCUUUUUGCUUUUACAAAUGGUUGGUUUAACACCGUUCCAUUUUUAGUUUUUGUUCAAGAAUUAAAAAAAGCCAAAAAACCAAAAGAUAUUGAAACAAUUUCUACUUUUAUGGUUAUAGCUAUGUUUGUUGGCUUAUUUUCAGGUAUAUGGACUACUUAUAUUUAUGACUUGUUCCCAAUUGUAAAUUGA